AUGGAUUUUGUUCGUAAAGGGAAGCUUUGUGAUAAUUGUUUGCGAAGGAAUCAUCUGGCGAAAAGACGUAGAUUUAAUCCCGCCUGUAUGAUAAGUGGUUGUGGAAGGAAACAUCACUCCCUUUUGCACCCCCCAUCGAAAUCAGAAAAUGAAUCCAGUAAAGGUCCUAACGAUCCAGGAAGAAGUGAAGAAUCCCCUCAUGGCAACGAGGCCGGUAGUUCUGGAAACUGUUCUGCUACCGCAAACAGACGUCAGAAGGUGAGCCUCAGGAUUGUUCCCGUGAAAGUGAAGAACGAGGAUGGAACUCGUGAAAUAGAAACUUACGCAUUUAUUGACAACGGUUCCGACACGACAUUGUGUUCGAAGGAUUUAGUACAUGAACUUAAUCUAUCAAGUAAACCUUGUGAAUUCACUUUAACCACAGUCAAUGGACUAGAUAAGUCAAGGAAUGGUCAAGAAGUAAAGUUAAACAUUCAGAGUUUAAAUGGUGAAGGUAGCAUUCAGGUAGAUCGUGUCUGGACUGUCGAAAGCCUACCAAUAUCUGAACAGUGUAUUCCAACAGUUGAAGAGAUCAACC
Molecule: messenger RNA, 577 nt
Organism: Paramuricea clavata
Lineage: Eukaryota; Metazoa; Cnidaria; Anthozoa; Malacalcyonacea; Plexauridae
Source: the annotation of a GenBank genome assembly